CAACGCUUCCCCACAAUCCAGCGGCGAUCCCCCCAAACCCCUACUCCGGGCAUCCGCCGGCCGCGGCGCCGCGCUACCAGAGCCGCAAGAAUGCCGAGGCCUCCUCCCCCUGGUCGCGGGGCACCAGGGGCCAGGCGGCCGAUGCGGGAGUUCUUCGCCGCCUGGCUCUGCACCCUCCGCUCGCCGCUCCUCCCGCUGCUCCGCCGCGCGCUCUCCUCCUCCUCCGCCGCCGGAGCAUGGGACGACCCGCUGUCCUCCGCCGCCGCCGCCGUCGAGGCCCACUUCCAGGCGCACUGGUCCGCCCUCGACGCCGUCGCCCGCCAGGACCCCGCACAGGCCGUCUCCGCCGGAGACUGGCGCUCGCCCCUCGAGCUCCCCUUCCUGUGGCUCGGCGACCUCCACCCGUCCCUCGUGACCUCCCUCCUCCGGUCGCUUUCGCCCUCCCCGCGGCUCCUCGCCGCGACCGACCGCGUCGACCGCCGGAUCCGCACAGCCGUCCCCGCAAUCUCCGACCGCCUGCGCCGCGCCCAGGAGGCCUUCAUCUCCGCCGAGGUGUCCGGCGCGGCUGACGUGGAGGCGUUCUUGGAGGAACUCAAGGGCGUAGCCCUCGAUGCCAACAGGCUCCGGCGAGGUGUUCUUUCGGAGCUCGUCGCCGCCGCUGGAGGGUACCAGGCGGCGCUCUUCCUCGAGGCGCUUUCGCGCUUCGUGCUCUCCAUGCACGACCCCGAGGUGCUCCGCCGCUUCGAUCAGUGCCGCCCCGCGCCCGGUAGUUAGUCUCUUCUUGCCUAGCUGGCAUCUUUGGGAAGCACGAGAUGAUCUAGCACCUAGCAAAUGUCGAGGCAGCGAGGAGACCAAUCUCAACAAGACGAAAUGUAUGGUAUUCUUUUCCCAAUUAGUUGCUAGCUGGGCGUUUGGUGGUCGCAGGCGACUCGAAAACGUUGAUGCAUCCAGGGGGCAACUGUACCCUCGUGGAUUCGACUUGGCCAACAAUUUUCCCCAAGGCAUCGGCUCGCCAGCACUGACGUUUCAGUAUUAACCCCUCUUUCAAAAUUGACGCAA
Oryza brachyantha (malo sina) is the source of this 1059-nucleotide messenger RNA. Its product is annotated as protein INAPERTURATE POLLEN 1 homolog. The coding region runs from base 91 to 774 and encodes 227 amino acids. Gene Ontology annotation, biological process: DNA-templated transcription. The record is from RefSeq and is a predicted model, not a curated record. NCBI's taxonomy places the organism in Eukaryota, Viridiplantae, Streptophyta, Magnoliopsida, Poales, Poaceae. Gene Ontology annotation, molecular function: sequence-specific DNA binding. The transcript is spliced from 3 exons.